Molecule: messenger RNA, 642 nt
Organism: Acanthosepion pharaonis
Lineage: Eukaryota; Metazoa; Mollusca; Cephalopoda; Sepiida; Sepiidae
Source: the annotation of a GenBank genome assembly
AUGGUUGCAAUGGUUUGCGCUGAGCAACACGCUGCUCUCACUCUUUUCCUUUCUCUUCCACACAUCUUCACUCAAUCUCACUCUUUCCCUUUGUGUUCCACACCCCUUCACUCAGUCUCACACUUCCCCUUUCACUUCCACACCUCAUCACUCAGCCUCAUUUUCCUUUCUCUUCCUCAAACAUUGACUCAGUCUUACCUAUUCCGUGUUUGUUCCACAUCUAUUCACUCAGUCUCACUGUUUCCUUUUCUCUUCAAGACUCCUUCACUAAGUCUCACUCUUUCACUUUCUAUUCCACACCCCUUUACUCAGUCUCGCUGUUUCCCUUUGUCUUCCACAACCAUUCACUCAAGCUCACUCUCUCCUUUUUUAUUCCACACUCCUUCACUAAGUCUCACUCUUUCCUUUUCUCUUACACACGACUUUCACUCAGUCUCACUAUUUCUUUUCUCUUUCCACAACCCCUCACUCAGUUUCACUCUUUCCCUUUCUCUUCCACACCCCUUUACUCAACAUAACUUUCCUUUUCUCUUCCAUACGCCUUCACUCAGUCUCACUCUUUUCCUUUCUCAAUUUCCCUUCCUCGCAAAUACAAAACUCACAAAACUUAGGUAUGUGGGUCCAAGGAACCCUGAUUUGUAA